GAUAAUAUCACAUAAACGAAUUAGAGACAGAGAGAGAAGAGCGCCUUGGCAAUGGCAUCCACAGCUUCGACUGUAUCAUGGAGUUCUUCCUGGCUAAAUAGCUUGGGCGGAAACUUGAGCGAAGCAACUAAACUAUCGGAUAGAAGAACAGCCUUGGUGGUUUUUGCUCAGAAGAAAGCCACGAAGACCCGAAAGAUAAUUUUGAAGGAGGAUGUGGCAGACCUGGGAAAGAUGGGGCAGCUGCUUGACGUGAAGGCCGGGUAUUACAGGAAUUAUCUGCUGCCCAUGGGCAAGGCCCAAAUUGUCACUCCAGCUCUGCUCAAGGAAAUGCGAAUGGAAGAGGAGAGAAUUGAGGCUGAGAAAACACGGGCAAAAGACGAGGCACAGCAACUCGCCCUAAGUUUUGAAACGGUUGGGGCUUUUAAGGUGAGGCGCAAAGGUGGGAAGGGGAAACAAAUUUUUGGAAGUGUUACUGCUCAAGAUCUUGUUGACAUAAUUAAGGCACAACUUCAGAGGGAUGUGGACAAGCGAAUUGUUUCUCUUCCAGAAAUCCGGGAAACAGGAGAAUAUAUUGCAGAGUUGAGGCUUCACCCAGAAGUUAUUGCUCGAGUGAGGUUGAAUGUGUAUGCUAACUAAGGACAACUAGUCAACUACCUUUUGGCGCCCUAGCUCUGGAUGGACAUUUUCCCUUUUUUCUUUCGGUAUGUCAAUAUAUAUAUUUUUUUCUUU
Corylus avellana is the source of this 729-nucleotide messenger RNA. It is a transcript of the gene RPL9, whose product is annotated as ribosomal protein L9. Gene Ontology annotation, molecular function: structural constituent of ribosome. Lineage: Eukaryota; Viridiplantae; Streptophyta; Magnoliopsida; Fagales; Betulaceae. Gene Ontology annotation, cellular component: ribosome. Gene Ontology annotation, biological process: translation. The record is from RefSeq and is a predicted model, not a curated record.